This is a messenger RNA of Temnothorax curvispinosus, 3246 nucleotides long. Its product is annotated as small G protein signaling modulator 3 homolog. Lineage: Eukaryota; Metazoa; Arthropoda; Insecta; Hymenoptera; Formicidae. Bases 1 to 2385 code for a protein of 794 amino acids. The record is from RefSeq and is a predicted model, not a curated record. The transcript has 15 exons. Gene Ontology annotation, molecular function: protein binding.
AUGGACCUGGCCAAGUCGUUCUUCAACGUUCGUGAUCACGAUGGUUAUGUCGGGAAAGACGAGCACAGCAAAAAAUUAGAAACAGCUGUCUCUGAAGAUGAGGUUGAAGUAGAAGUUGGAGGUUUAUGUGGAGAGACCUUGUCGCCAGCGCCUGGUGGUCCCUUUUCAGCGUUAACUCCAUCCAUGUGGCCGCAAGAUAUCCUAGCUAAACUGAAUCAACCCGAUGAUCCGAAUUCACAGCCUGAAUAUAGAUUUGACGAAUUUGGCUUUCGCGUAGAGGAAGAAGAUGGCCCUGAACAGAAUUCAAAAAAGUUACUAGGAAUACCAUUUGUCGAAGAGCCUCAACACAGAUUGCAAUGGAUCGCUCUCUUGGAAUUCAGCCAUAACAAAGAAGUGGCGGAACUCUCCUGGCAAAAUAUGGAUCGAAGUCUACCACGUACAGAUAAAUUACGUGAAAUGGUUCGCAGUGGCAUACCCCAUUCCUUGAGACCUCAAAUUUGGAUGCGAAUGUCAGGAGCACUUCAGAAAAAAUGUUCAUCGGAGAUAACGUACAAAGAUAUCGUGAAAGCCUCGAGUAAUGAUGCAUUAAUGACCAAUAAGCAAAUAGAGAAAGAUCUCCUUCGCAUUAUGCCGGCCAACGCGUGUUUCAGUCAUCUCCAUAGUACUGGUAUACCGCGUUUAAGACGCGUUAUGCGUGCCUUAGCUUGGCUAUAUCCUGAUAUUGGUUACUGUCAAGGUACGGGUACGAUGGCAGCAUCAUUAUUAUUACUUUUGGAAGAGGAAGAUGCAUUUUGGAUGAUGGCAACAAUAGUAGAAGAUUUGUUACCAGCUUCUUAUUACUCUUCAACAUUGUUGGGUAUUCAAGCUGACCAAAAAGUACUUCGCACAUUAGUAGCUAAUUAUCUUCCUGACAUAGAUCAUGUUUUGGUGCAACACGAUAUAGAAUUAAGUCUUAUAUCUCUACACUGGUUUCUAACUUUGUUUGCAUCAGUUGUGCACAUGAAAAUAUUAUUACGAAUAUGGGAUAUGUUCCUUUUCGAUGGAUCUAUAGUUUUAUUCCAAAUUACGCUUGGGAUGUUAAAAAUAAAAGAAACAGACUUAAAACAACUGGAGAACUCUGCACAAAUAUUUAACGCUCUCUCAGAUAUACCAGGAGACAUUGAUGAUGUGGACCAAUUAUUCAAUGUAUCUUUAGAAGUUAGUGGGUCACUGACAGACGUGUUAGUCGAGACUCAUCGACGUCGUCACUUAGCUUAUUUAAUGGCUGAUCAAGGCGGGCUAGUAGGAAAUCCGGAUGCGGUACCGAACUUGCCGAAACAACAUCUGAAUAGACGUCAAAUGAAGCGAACCAAAUCAAUGUUACAAACAAUUUUAUUUGGAAAUGAUGAUAGUGAAGACGAUGCAAAGUCUAAAAAUAUUCGUCAAACAGAAAUUCUAGUCGAUCUGAGGGAAUCUGUUUUACAAGUUGCGAGGCAUUUCAUAAAUGUUGAUCCAAAAUUAAAUAAUGUUGCUCUUAUAGCAGAUUAUACGAUGGAAAGUCAUGCGAAAGAUCAUGAUAAUUACGUCAAUGUAUCACGAACGCGAAAAAGAAGAGCAAAAGCUUUAUUAGAUUUUGAAAGACACGAUGACGAUGAGCUUGGUUUCCGAAAAAAUGAUAUAAUUACAAUCAUUAGUCAAAAAGAUGAACAUUGCUGGGUAGGAGAACUGAAUGGCUUGAGAGGGUGGUUUCCCGCGAAGUUUGUAGAAUUGCUGGAUGAACGAAGUAAACAAUAUACGUGUGCUGGAGACGACGCGGUUAGCGAAGCUGUUACUGACUUGGUAAGGGGUACAUUGUGCCCCACUGUGAAAGCAGUAUUAGAGCAUGGAAUGAAGAGACCAUCAUUUUUGGGCGGACCGUGUCAUCCGUGGCUAUUUAUAGAAGAAGCCUCUAACAGAGAAGUGGAAAAAGACUUCAAUUCUGUUUAUAGUCGAUUGGUACUGUGCAAAACAUAUAGGUUGGAUGAAGAUGGCAAAGUUCUAACCCCAGAAGAGUUAUUAUAUCGUUGCGUCCAGUCUGUAAAUUUAACACAUGACAAUGCACAUGCUCAGAUGGAUGUGAAAUUACGUUCUCUCAUCUGUCUCGGAUUAAACGAACAAGUGCUUCAUUUAUGGUUAGAAGUUUUAUGUUCCUGUGUAGAAGUAGUACAAAAGUGGUAUCAACCAUGGAGCUUCAUAAAUAGUCCAGGUUGGGUGCAAAUAAAAUGUGAAUUAAGAAUAUUAAGUCAAUUUGCAUUCAACUUGAACCCCGACUGGGAACUACCGCCCAAAAAGGAACAAUCACAGCCUUUAAAAGAUGGAGUUCGCGAUAUGCUAGUCAAACAUCAUUUAUUUAGUUGGGAUCUUUAGCAUAUAAGAUAGAGUUAACAAUUAAUAAGUCUAUGCCACUAUUCUGAUUUUUGUCCAGAAAUUUGGGAUCUAAUUUUCCAUUUCUAGUCUCUAAUUUAAUAUAGUAAAAAGAUCAGAAUAUAUUUAAAUAUAUUUUAAUUUUUUAAAAUUUUUAUAAAUAACGGCAAUCUUGAAGAUUGGAGAGAUUUUUAUCGUCUAAAAUUUUGAAGUUUAAUGCACAAUAAUGACUAAGAAACGUAAUGUACAAAUAAAUAAUCUCGUUUUUAUCAUGAUAACAGCAUUUAUAGAUGUUAUUGAAAAAAAUUUAUAUUUUAUUAAUUUAUUAUAUUUAAUUGCACCCACGGAUAUGAUAAACAGUCGUGAUAGAAGAGACCCUAUCUUACAUAUUGAAUCUUUUCUUUUUUAUAUAUCCAAGCAAAUUAUAUUUUAAGAAGCUUUUUAAAGUAAUAUCUCUGUAAAAGUAAUUCUGUAUCUACCGAAAUAAUUAACAACUUCGGAGAAAAAUAAGAUAUAUCUAUGAAAUAAAAAUACUAGGAUAGAAAGUAUUAGAUAACCAAAGUUGUAUCGUGUCUAGUUGUAUAAAUGUUAUUAUGUAGUUAUAUAUUCCUUUAUGAAAAAUUAGUUUUAUAAUUCUUUAUCAUAAGAGAAGAAACGUUGAUACACUCAACAAAUAAUAUAAUAAUAUAUGUAUAUGUAUAAACAUAUUAUACGAUCUCUGUAGAUAUCUCUAUGUAUGUAAAGAGAAUAUAUAUUGUCAUAUCUUCAAGCGUGUUACGUAGUAAACAUUAUAAUUUAAGAGAUUUAUUUUUAAGCAGUGCCUUUUUGAUAUACGGAUAUAAUUGAAAAAUAUUCUCUAUGUAU